ACCAUGGAGAGCGGCCCCAGCAGCGCUCCACCUGCACAGUCAGAUCCCCUGGAGGCCUUUCCGCAGCGGAGCCUGGAGGCAGGUGACAUCGCAGUGCUGGUUCUGUACUUCCUCUUUGUCCUGGCCGUCGGACUAUGGUCCACAGUGAAGACCAAGAGAGACACAGUGAAAGGCUACUUCCUAGCUGGAGGGGACAUGAUGUGGUGGCCUGUGGGUGCGUCCUUGUUUGCCAGCAACAUAGGAAGCGGACAUUUUGUAGGCCUGGCGGGGUCAGGCGCUGCUGCGGGCAUUUCUGUGGCUGCUUAUGAGUUCAACGGCGUCUUUUCCGUGCUGACCCUGGCCUGGGUCUUCCUCCCCAUCUACAUUGCGGGUCAGGUCACCACGAUGCCAGAAUACCUCAGGAAACGCUUCGGUGGCAACAGGAUCCCCAUCCUCCUGGCCGUGCUCUACCUGUUCAUCUACAUCUUCACCAAGAUCUCGGUGGACAUGUAUGCAGGUGCCAUCUUUAUUCAACAGUCUUUGAAACUAGAUCUGUACCUGGCCAUAGUUGGACUGUUGGUCAUCACAGCUCUGUACACUAUUGCAGGUGGCCUGGCUGCUGUGAUCUACACGGAUGCUCUGCAGACGGUGAUUAUGCUGAUAGGAGCACUCACCUUGAUGGGCUACAGUUUUGCGGCCGUGGGAGGGCUGGAAGGCCUGAUGGAGAAGUACUUCUUGGCCCUGGCCACCAACCGCACUGAAAACAGCAGCUGCGGGCUGCCCCGCGAGGACGCCUUCCACAUCUUCCGCGACCCGCUGACGUCCGACCUCCCGUGGCCCGGGAUCCUGUUCGGAAUGUCCGUGCCGUCCCUCUGGUACUGGUGCACAGAUCAGGUGAUCGUGCAGCGGAGUCUGGCUGCCAGGAAUCUGUCCCACGCCAAAGGGGGCUCCCUGAUGGCUGCGUACCUGAAGACGCUGCCCCUCUUCAUGAUGGUGUUCCCGGGGAUGGUCAGCCGCGUGCUCUUCCCAGAUCAAGUGGCCUGUGCAGACCCAGAGAUCUGCCGGAAGGUCUGCGGCAACCCCUCUGGCUGCUCGGACAUCGCGUAUCCCAAACUUGUGCUGGAGCUCCUGCCCACCGGGCUCCGUGGGCUCAUGAUGGCUGUGAUGGUAGCGGCGCUCAUGUCCUCCCUCACCUCCAUCUUCAACAGCGCCAGCACCAUCUUCACCAUGGACCUCUGGCACCACGUCCGGCCGCGGGCCUCUGAGAAGGAGCUCAUGAUUGUGGGCAGGCUGUUUGUGCUGCUCCUGGUGUUGGUCUCCAUCCUCUGGAUCCCGGUGAUCCAGGCCAGCCAUGGCGGCCAGCUCUUCAUCUACAUCCAGUCCAUCAGCUCCUACCUGCAGCCGCCCGUGGCCGUGGUCUUCAUCAUGGGGUGUUUCUGGAAGCGGAGCAACGAGAAGGGUGCCUUCGCGGGUCUGACCGUGGGCCUGCUCCUGGGCCUGGUCCGGCUGAUCCUGGACUUCAUCUACACGCAGCCGCAGUGCCACCAGCCGGAUGAGCGCCCCUCUGUGGUGAAGGACGUCCACUACCUCUACUUCUCCAUGAUUCUGUCCGCCGUCACCCUGGGCACCAUGUCCACCGUGAGCUGGCUCACAGAGCCGCCCUCCAAGGAGAGGCUCAGUCGCCUGACCUGGUUCACGCGUCACGACGCCAGGGUCCAGCAGGACCAGCCGCCUCCGCUGCCUCCAUCCCCGGCCCCGAACGGCAGCGCACAGCCCCGCUCCUCUGCUCUGGGGACACGGCCCCUCCUGAUGACCUUUCCUUGGUUCCUUUCAGGGGACGGGACCCGGAAGCAGCCCAGAGUGCUGAGAGCCAUGCUGUGGCUGUGCGGGAUGGACGGCGAGGGCCAGGCGGAGCCCCUGGGCAGGGCGGACCCCGUCAUCGCGUCCCUGGAAGAAAACCCCUCGGUGAGAGCCCUUCUGGACAUCAACCUCAUCCUGUGCAUCAGCGUCAGCAUCUUCCUCUGGGGCUACUUUGCUUAG
Molecule: messenger RNA, 2019 nt
Organism: Molossus molossus (Pallas's mastiff bat)
Lineage: Eukaryota; Metazoa; Chordata; Mammalia; Chiroptera; Molossidae
Gene: SLC5A11
Product: solute carrier family 5 member 11
Exons: 15
Coding region: 4-2019 (671 amino acids)
Biological process (GO): transmembrane transport
Cellular component (GO): plasma membrane
Molecular function (GO): D-glucose:sodium symporter activity
Source: RefSeq, a predicted model, not a curated record